Messenger RNA from Drosophila ananassae, 1427 nucleotides. Its product is annotated as alpha-tubulin N-acetyltransferase 2. The coding region runs from base 81 to 1223 and encodes 380 amino acids. Lineage: Eukaryota; Metazoa; Arthropoda; Insecta; Diptera; Drosophilidae. Gene Ontology annotation, molecular function: tubulin N-acetyltransferase activity. The record is from RefSeq and is a predicted model, not a curated record. Gene Ontology annotation, biological process: alpha-tubulin acetylation. Gene Ontology annotation, cellular component: microtubule. The transcript has a single exon.
GGCCUACGGUCUAGAAGGGAUCACAAGUAAUCAGCCGGCUGAACAUCUAACAUCAACCACUAAAAAACGAAACAAUAAAAAUGGUGGAGUUUACUUUUGACAUCAAGCACCUGUUUCCGCAAGAGAUCAUUCGUGUCCAGCCGUACUUGUUACGCCCUAAGGUGCGGGCUGCCUUAUUGAAACUGCAAAAUCAUCAGAAGGCCGCACCACCAACACCAGGGUGUAUGCUGAGCCAGAUAAUUGAUGAAAUGGGGCAGCUGUCGGCGGUGGCCCAGGGGCUGAAGAACCCAGUGACAACGGCAGAGAAGAUGGGCGCCAAUAUUAACAAUCAGGUCAUCUACCUAAUGGCGGACAACGAGUCGGGCCGCUGGGCGGUGACCGGAUUGCUCAAGGUCGGCACCAAGAACCUCUUCCUGUUCGACGAGAAGGGCGUGUGCCGUCGGGCGGACCAGACCCCCGCCAUCCUCGACUUUUACAUCCACGAGUCCCGCCAACGUCGCGGGCUUGGAAAGGUUCUCUUCGACAAGAUGCUCGCCGAUCAGGGCUGGUCGCCCUGGAAGUGCUCCGUGGACCGGCCCUCCCCGAAGCUGUUGGGCUUCCUGGGCAAGCACUUUGGUCUAGUGCGCACAAUUCCGCAGGGCAACAACUUCGUGCUCUAUGAGGGAUUCUUCGACGACGUGCCGCCGGAGGGUCCGCGGAACAGGGACACUCGCGGAUCAGGAGGUGUUGGAGUUGGCAGUGUCGGAUUGCAUACCUCCAUGCCGUGCCGAGGGCGUCUGUCCAAUCUUCCGGCCUCCUACUACAACCCCAUUCAUGGUGGAAGCAACCAGAUGCCAGCCAGAAACACCAACUCCAACGCCAAUAAAAAUGCCAACGCCAACAGGAAGGUCAGCUCGAACAUCACCAACAAACUCGUUAAUAGCUCCAAAAUCUCCAACAAGAUCGCUUUCAACAACGAUUUCAAGAAUUCAAAAAGCUACAAUACCAAUACCAAAAUCAACUCCAACAAAAACGCCAACAAUCCGAUCCACAACUAUAACAACGCCUCUGGACCAAACCCAAGAGCUUUUCCAAGCCACAUUCAAAUUCCAAAUCGCAGUCAAAUGUCCCCACGACCAGGAGCCUCGAGUGCCAUGCCACAAUAUCAGUCAGUGGGACGUUUUCGUUCCAAGCCGAGGUGCAGCAGUAUGGCCCAGAUCCUGGGACGGGACUUUGAUCACUAAGCGCCCGGCAGGACCCUAGCAGGAUACACACAGGAGUCGGUGUAGAUGAUGCGCCCGCGUCCCAGCUUAUAUUUUUUUUGGCGCGACUGGUGCGUUCUACGACGCCCUCAAAAUUUUGGUAAUUCCUGUUACUUUUUGUCAAUUUUAUAAGGGUUUAUAAGUCCCCCGAGACCAGCUGUCUAUAAAUACAGCCUUACCUUAAUA